CCCUCCUCUGCGACACGCCCAGCAGCGCGUCUCCACCGCCCACAAACGACAGGCCGCCUCUCGUGAGAAGUCGAGGUUCGCGCCUGCGCCGCGCCGGCCGGAAGUGCGGGCCGGAGUACACGUUAUCACGCGGCGCCGGCGGCCUGGAGCCGGAAAUCAUGGAGAUUGCACUAGAGGAUUCUCUCAGCACUUGCCUCUCGCCCUCCGUCCAUGAUAUGAUCUGCACACUCGGCUUUGAACUCAGAGAAAACCGAGACAUCAAUAGCAUUGUCACUCAGGAUGGGGACGUGUGCUGGCGGACAAUCACAGAGUGUGUGACUGACGCGGGACCAGCCCAGGGUCUGGAUUUCCGGGAAAGCGUGCGGCUGCUGGGGCCGGUCUGUGAGGCCGUCCACUCACACCUGCUGUCCCUGACCGAGGAGCAGUUUGGGAUGCAGUACACACCCUGGCUCCAGUGGACACACGCCCCAGAGUUAUUCCCGGAAAUCUGUGACGCCUUGGCGAGCCGGCAUGCUCCUGCCAUUUCUCUGAGCUUAAUGAAGCUGACGUCCUGCCUGGAGCGGGCCUUGGGAGACGUGUUCUUGCUGGUUGGGAGAGAGUGCCCCUUCCUCUUACGGGACCUGCUGGCAUCGCAGGAGCUCGCCGACGUCUUCGGGAAGCCCGUGAUGCAGGUGCUGACCGUCCUCGUGGGCUCGCCGAGCGGGCUCAACCUGCGCAACGUCCUGUGGCAUGGCUUCGCAUCGCCCCGGGAGGUGCCUGCCAAGUACUGUUCGACGAUGGUGCUGCUGACGGCCGGACUGGGUCAGCUGCUGCGGAUGUACCUUCAGCGGACUGGACGCACGGUGGCCCCUCGGCCCCUCCUCACUCUCACGGAGUCCGAGGAUUUGCUGGUUUUCCCUGACGUUACUGAUGAGACACUCUCAGUGUUGGAGGAAGUGAUGAAGAAAUCCCCUUUCAUAUUAAAAAUCAUGUUGCCGUAUUGGGAAGUCGCACUGAUGAGGUUCAAGUCCCACAGGUUUGCCGACUGCGCCGUGUUGCUGCUCACGCAGCUGGAGGCCGGCCUCCGGAACGUGUUUGCCGCCGUCAACAGGUGCCCCCGGAGACUGCUGACGGCCGAGUCGACGGCUCUUUACACCACCUUUGACGAAAUCUUGGCAGAGCACCUGGGUGACGGCAGGACCAACCAGCUUCCUCUGCUCCUCGGAGAGCCCGCGAUGGAGUUUCUCUGGGACUUCCUGAACCACCAGGAGGGCCCCCGCGUCAGAGACCACCUGAGCCACGGUGAGGUCAGCUUGCCCAGCUUCCCCAGGGGGGUGGCGGCUCAGCUGCUCUCGUUCUCCCUGGUGCUUCUGCUGAGGUUCGUGGGUGGAGACGCCGCGUCAGAGUUGAAGGAAGCAGCUGCGGUGCAGCCGCUGGUCCGUCUCGCGGCUGGGUACAGCGCCCGCUUCCACCCCGCGGCCCUGCUCCGGAAGCAGGUGCUGGGCUGCGAGACAUGCAUCCGGGGCUGGCCGCUGCCGCCUCCGCCCGAGGAAGCCGGGAGGGAAGCAGCCAGAUUAGAAGAGAAUUCUGAAAUAAGCGCCUGCAACUCUUUAAUUAUAAAAAUCAUGCGUGAACUGUACGGCCACAUCCCUGAGAACCACCGUGUCCUCAGUGACUUGGAGGACGUUCCUGUUGAGAGGUGGCCCCGGCUGCUCCCUGGGCUCUGCGGCAUCCACGUCCCAACCCUGUUCUGGCCCCGAGCCGCGCUGGAGGUGCUGACCCUGCUCAGAGGCAUCAGCUCCCGCUGCGCCCGUGUGGCCCUGCAGGUGGCCGCCUCCUUGGAGCAGAGACAGCGGCAGUGGGCGGAGAAGGCGCUGCGCUCGCGGCAGAGGCGGAACUUCCUGCACAUGCUGAGCAGCACCAAGCUGCUGUCUCCGGCGCUGACCCUGGUGUUGUUGCUGAUCACCCUGGAGCUGCUCAGCGUGCGGGAGGUCCUCAGGAAGACGGCCCGGGGGCACCGGCAGUACCUCAGGUUCCUGAAGGCGCUGCUGCAGUACACGGAGAACCUGGAGGUGCAGAGCAGCUGCGGGAGGAACCAGUGGGGCAGGGUGGUGGCGCUCACGCACGCGGCGCUGCUGAGGAUCCAGGCUUUCGGGGAGACGCGGCAGAUGCUGGUCCACUCGGCCGGGAAGCCCGAGUGAAGGGUCCUGGGAAAGCCCUGGUCAGGGCCCCGUGGGGACCAGAGCUCCGUGGCGGGCCAGCUGGAAAUGCAGAGGUGGGCGGUUCCUGGGACACUCAGUCCCCCUGCAUGAGGCCGUGUCCCCCUCGAUCCAUGCACCAGGGGACACGUUCUGUCAGCUUGUCCCCUUCCGGGUGCCGGGAGGCUCGGCUUCGUGGGCGAGGCGGGCGGCCUGGCCUUGACCACGGAGGACGCUGGUCUGUGGUGAGCAGCCGCUGCGUGGGCAGUGACUGCGCCCGUGGACACUUCCGCCUGCCCUUCGGGUCUGAUUGAUGAGUCCCACUGAACCAGUGUUGGUCUGUAUAAAAUGAUACUAUUUUUGUCAC
Molecule: messenger RNA, 2544 nt
Organism: Artibeus jamaicensis (Jamaican fruit-eating bat)
Lineage: Eukaryota; Metazoa; Chordata; Mammalia; Chiroptera; Phyllostomidae
Gene: ERMARD
Product: ER membrane associated RNA degradation
Exons: 18
Coding region: 159-2180 (673 amino acids)
Source: RefSeq, a predicted model, not a curated record